AUGGCGAAAGAUGAGUGGAUAGUAAUCGAAACAAUAGAUAAGUUCGAGGCAUGUUACAGGAAAAACAUAACCGGAAGCAGAGGCCUAUGGCGAGCUGAAAACGCCUUGAUUGCUUCUCUCCCUCAAUUCAUCCUCCAACUAUUCCUCAUCAUUCUUAUCAUUCGCAUUGUCGCGCUCCUCCUAAAGCCUUUGCGUCAACCUCGUAUAAUGGCUGAGAUUCUUGGUGGUGUGAUACUGGGGCGUUCUGGAUUGGGAGCCUCAAUGUUGUUUCUAUCUUAUGUGUUUCCUUUAAAGAGCCUUGUUGCAUUAGAGACGAUUGCAAACUUGAGCGUGGUUUACUACAUGUUCCUUGUGGGCCUAGAGACGGACGUUAGCCUAAUACUACGUGCUGGGAAGAAGGCCUACAGUGUGGCCUUCGCCGGUAUUAUAAUUUCAUUUCCUGUUGGGUACGGCCUGUUUCAAUUUCUCCGACCACAUCCAAACAUCCCAGGGAGCGGUCUUUUCUGGGCCGCCGGUCUGGCCUGCACCAACUUCCAAGAGCUGGCUCGAAUCCUUGCAGAAGUGAAGCUUCUCCGGUCCAAGGUGGGACGGACGGCCUUGACUGCAUCCAUGAUCAGCGACUUGUCGUGUUGGGUUUUCCUGGUGCUUACACAGGCGGUGCUGGAGAAGGGAAGGGAGAUUGCACUGGGCUCCACCUUGGGGUUCAUGCUUUUCCUUGUGUUUGCGGUGCAUCCAGCUCUAAAAUGGGUGAUUAACCGGAUAUCAAAAGAAGACAACUUCAAUGAGUUCCACGUUUGCUGUGUUCUGACAGGGGUAAUCCUUUGUGGAUUCAUCUCGGAUGCAUGCGGCGCACACUCCAUUGCUGGGGCUUUCAUGUUGGGAGUAAUCAUGCCUAAAGGGGAGCUUAAAGAUAUACUAAUUGAGAAGGUGGAGGACUUUGUGUCCGGGUUCAUGAUGCCUCUCUUCUUCAUAAUUAUUGGGAUCAGAACCAAUAUUUCAGAAAUUGCCUAUGGUAUCAGUUUCGGACGCACCUUGCUAAUAAUACUCUUAGCUUGCUUACCCAAGCUUUUGAGCACUUGGCUCAUUUCUCUAUUUUUCAGAAUGUCAACUCUCGACGCUCUGGCUCUUGGCCUACUUAUGUCCACCAAAGGCUUAUUAGCUUUUAUUAUUCUUAACUCAGGACGGACUAAAAAGGCUUUGGACAACCAAACGUUUUCAAUCUUGGUGGUGACAUUCUGGUUGAUGACGCUUGUGAUAGGGCCCAUCUUGACAUGCAUUUACAAGCGCACAAGGCAUGGCAGGCAAAGCAAGCGCAGGAACAUACAAAGUGCAAGGCAAGACAGCGAGUUUCUAAUCCUUGCAUGCGUUCAUUCCAUGCGCAAUGUAUCCGGAAUCAUCACCCUCAUCCAGGCUUCCAUUGCCAAUCAACUAUCCCCGGUCUCUAUCUUCGUUGUCCAUCUAGUCGAACUCGCUGGCCGAGCUUCAUCCAUGCUCAUUGUGCACGACACCUAUGGCAUGUUUUCAGACAAGAUUAAUGGUAAUAGUACUACUAGUACUAGUACUAAUAGUACUGCUGCGCGCACAAGGGCUCAUCCCGACAGCGUUUUGGGUGCCUUUAAGAGCUUGGAAACCAAAGGCAAUAAUGGUGUCACCGUCCACCCUCUCACCGCCAUGUCCGCUUAUGACUCAAUGCACGAAGACAUUUGUAGCCUUGCCGAGGACAAGCGUGUGCUCCUCAUACUCCUUCCCUUCCACAAACAACCCACCAUCGAUGGUGGAAUGGAAGAUUCCAACCCUGUCUUGAGAGGAGUCAACCAAAACGUGUUGGCAAAUGCAUCAUGCUCAGUUGGUAUCUUUGUGGACCGUGGACUCAGCACAUCAGCGACGAGCCGGGAGUCCAACCAUGGUAACAAUAUUGGACUGCACUUCGCCAUGCUCUUCAUUGGGGGCCGGGACGACCGUGAGGCAUUGGCUUAUGCAUGGAGGCUGCUAGGGAACACAUCUAUGAGGUUAGACAUUAUACGAUUUGUUCUAGGUGAUGACCAUUUGAACCCAAUAGAUCACAACCACCAAGGAGACCACAACGACGACAAGGAAGAGAUUUUAGCAACCCCAAAGGACAAUGACAAAGAAAAGCAGCUGGAUGAUGAGUACAUCGCGGACUUCAUUCAAAGUUCGAGUAGCAACCCCUCGAUUAGAUAUAUAGAGAAGGUGGCGAAUAAUGGGGAAGAAACUCUAAAAGUGAUAUCUAAUUUGGAGCACGAAUAUGAUCUAUACAUAGUAGGAAGAAGGGAAGGAAUGGUGUCACCAUUGACAUCGGGUUUGACUGAGUGGAGUGACUUCCCGGAGCUUGGAGCUUUAGGGGACACAUUGGUGUCUUCCAGCUUUUCAUCAGAUGUAUCGGUCCUCAUAAUACAACAAGAAGUUGGUGGUGAUGGUGGCGGUGGUACUAUUCGUGGUGGCGGUGGCAUUGGAGGUGGUGGAGAAAGAGGAGGAGGAGGAGGAGAGGAAACGGAAAACAAUGAACGUGAGCACACUGGAAAACUUAAGGAGCAAUUUGGGCACAUGACAUGGGAGCCACCUCCAAAGGAUAACACGGAUAAGGAACCCUUUGUGCACCGUCCAGAGGGCGAUUAUGAUCAUCAUGAGGACGACGAUGAUUUUUGA
Molecule: messenger RNA, 2667 nt
Organism: Corylus avellana
Lineage: Eukaryota; Viridiplantae; Streptophyta; Magnoliopsida; Fagales; Betulaceae
Source: RefSeq, a predicted model, not a curated record